Messenger RNA from Mesoplodon densirostris (Blainville's beaked whale), 2244 nucleotides. RefSeq names its product DnaJ heat shock protein family (Hsp40) member B4 (gene DNAJB4). Gene Ontology annotation, molecular function: protein-folding chaperone binding. Gene Ontology annotation, cellular component: cytosol. The record is from RefSeq and is a predicted model, not a curated record. The transcript is spliced from 3 exons. Bases 261 to 1274 code for a protein of 337 amino acids. Lineage: Eukaryota; Metazoa; Chordata; Mammalia; Artiodactyla; Ziphiidae.
GUAGUGAAAAUGGGAGGAUCUAGAAGGAGGCCGUCUCCUGUGUAGUGUAUAUUUAUCUGUAAGUGAGCUGUUGGGGAAGGAAUUAAAUACAGAGACACUGUCUGCUUGCUGCCUUAAGACAGCGAAGCUGAAUUGCUGAUUUGCUUUAACUUUUAAAAUACCCAGCUUGGUUUAUUUUUCUUAGAAUCAUUGUAUUGCUAAGACUGGGGACGCUGUUUUCUUUCACAAAGGGAAUCUAAGUUCAUUUCAAGGCAUUCGAAAUGGGGAAAGACUAUUAUUGCAUUUUGGGAAUUGAAAAAGGAGCUUCAGAUGAAGAUAUUAAAAAAGCUUACCGAAAACAAGCCCUCAGAUUUCAUCCGGACAAGAACAAAUCUCCUCAGGCAGAGGAAAAAUUUAAAGAGGUCGCAGAAGCUUAUGAAGUAUUGAGUGAUCCUAAAAAGAGAGAAAUAUAUGAUCAGUUUGGGGAGGAAGGGUUGAAAGGAGGAGCAGGAGGUACUGAUGGACAAGGAGGUACCUUCCGGUACACCUUUCAUGGCGAUCCUCAUGCCACAUUUGCAGCAUUUUUCGGAGGUUCCAACCCCUUUGAAAUUUUCUUUGGAAGACGGAUGGGUGGUGGUAGAGAUUCUGAUGAAAUGGAAGUAGAUGGAGAUCCUUUUAGCGCCUUUGGAUUCAGCAUGAAUGGAUAUCCAAGAGACAGGAAUUCUGUGGGGCCAUCCCGCCUCAAACAAGAUCCUCCAGUUAUUCACGAACUUAGAGUAUCACUUGAAGAAAUAUAUAGUGGUUGUACCAAACGGAUGAAGAUUUCUCGAAAAAGGUUAAACCCUGAUGGAAGGAGUUAUAGAACUGAGGACAAAAUUCUUACUAUCGAGAUAAAAAAAGGGUGGAAAGAAGGUACCAAAAUUACUUUUCCAAGGGAAGGAGAUGAAACACCAACUAGUAUUCCAGCAGACAUUGUUUUUGUCAUUAAAGAUAAAGAUCACCCAAAAUUCAAAAGGGAUGGAUCAAAUAUAAUUUAUACUGCUAGAAUUAGUUUACGAGAGGCAUUGUGUGGCUGCUCAUUUAAUGUGCCAACGAUGGAUGGAAGAACCAUACCUAUGACAAUAAAUGAUAUUGUGAAACCUGGAAUGAGGCGAAGAAUUAUCGGAUAUGGGCUACCGUUUCCAAAAAAUCCUGAGCAACGUGGUGACCUUCUAAUAGAAUUUGAGGUGUCCUUCCCAGAUACUAUAUCCUCAUCAUCCAAAGAAGUUCUUAGGAAACAUCUUCCUGCCUCAUAGAAUGAAAAACUUUGUUACCCAUAUUUUGAUAAGGCACUGAAAAUAUAAAAGGACUGGCCAUUUACUGAUGUAGAUGUGAAUUCUGUAUAAAGACAUGUAAAUUAUUUCGAGGGUUCAUUAAAUUGCAUGAAAAGAGACGGGUCAAAUAAAAAGGCAAAAGGGAUUUUUACAGUUAGAGAAGGAGAGAAAACCAUUCACUGUAUUUUAUUUCAUUUCUCCCAAAUCAUAAAAUUUUAGUAUUUUGCUUACAUGUAAAACUUGUUUCUGUGGAGUUAGUAGAUAUAUUUCUAAUAAAGUACUAGGUUAUCCAAGUACUUUAUUUCUUAUAUCUUUACAUUAUCGGUAUGAUAGGUUCUCAUUUAUAAUGGAAAUUUAAAUCCUUAACGAAACUAUACAUGUGAUAGGUAUUUCUAGAAAAUAAAAACCCAAGUCACUUGGAAAUCUGGUUAACUAGAUUAAAGUCACCAUAUGAAAUGCUGCUAUAGGGCUGGUACCCAUAAAAGGAUAUCCUAAUACAUAUAUUUCACCAUUUUGAUUUUUAAAGUAUGCUGUAGCAUUUCUUAAUAACAUAGUUGUAAUGUUCUUAAGGCAGACCUUUUCUUCAUAAAAAGGAUAUUAAUGGCAAUUUAUCUCCUGUGGAAAUCCCAAUUGGCCUGAAUUACUGAUAUUUUAGAAAUAGGUUGUUUUUAAAAUGCCAUACAUAAUUUUAUGCAAGUUGACUAUAUAUCUUGGACUUAAUAAAUUAUAGGUACAUUUUAUUGUCCACUAGUUAAAAAUAAUUUGUUUGAUAAUAAAUGUGUUUUUAGAGGAAAUAUUGUUACUUGGAAUUAAUUUUCCAAUUACACAGCCUUCUAUAACUUACUCAUAAUAUGCUAUAUGUACCAUAUGCAAUUUCCCUAAAAAGAAUAAACUACCACUAUGGUGUUAAACCAAAAUAUGGGGAAAAUAAACACUAACUGCUGCUUAUGAA